Sinocyclocheilus rhinocerous is the source of this 1211-nucleotide messenger RNA. Its product is annotated as DNA cross-link repair 1A protein-like. Gene Ontology annotation, molecular function: damaged DNA binding; 5'-3' DNA exonuclease activity. Lineage: Eukaryota; Metazoa; Chordata; Actinopteri; Cypriniformes; Cyprinidae. The record is from RefSeq and is a predicted model, not a curated record. Gene Ontology annotation, biological process: interstrand cross-link repair; double-strand break repair via nonhomologous end joining.
AUGCCAAUAACUAGUAACCUGGUGAAGAGCAAGCUGAAGGUGGAUGAGCAGUAUGUUCAUGUUCUCCCAAUGAACACAAAGUGUAUGGUGCAAGGAGUGAAGGUCAUUCUCCUGGAUGCUAAUCACUGUCCUGGGGCAGCCAUGUUACUAUUUGUUCUGCCAGAUGGCCAGACGGUGCUCCACACAGGUGACUUCCGGGCUGAUCCGUCCAUGGAGCGCUACCCAGAGCUGCAGGGUCUCAGGAUACAGACCCUUUAUCUGGACACAACGUAUUGCAGUCCUGAGUAUACCUUUCCUGCUCAACAUGAAGUCAUCACCUUUGCUGUAAACACAGCUUUUGAACAGGUCACACUGAACCCUCGUACACUUGUGGUUUGUGGCACCUACGCAGUUGGGAAAGAGAAGGUUUUUCUAGCUGUAUCGGAAGUGUUGGGCUCUAAAGUGUGUUUGUCCAAGGAUAAGUAUAACACCAUGUGCUGCCUGGAGUCAGAGGAGAUUGGCCGGCGCAUCACUACAGACUGGCAGGUGGCUCAGGUGCAUGUACUUCCUAUGAUGCAGCUCAAUUUCAAAAACCUGCGGACACACUUGAUUAAGUUCUCCAGGAAGUAUGACCAGCUAGUGGCAUUCAAGCCCACGGGCUGGACCUUCAACCAAAGUGUAAGAGUGGAAGACAUCCAGCCUCAGACCGGGAACAUCAGUAUCUACGGUAUUCCCUACAGUGAGCACAGCAGUUUUCUUGAGCUGAAGCGUUUUGUGCAGUGGCUGCAGUCGAAAAAGAUCUUUCCCACAGUGAAUGUGGGCAGCUGGAGGAGCAGGAAAGCCAUGGAGGGCUUCUUUCGUGAGUGGCAGACUGAACCCAGAAACCUCCGCUCAACAUCAUGUGCCCUGAGAAACUCAAGCUGUGGAACAAGGCUAUAAAGUAAACUGACAUCCACAAUCAAACCUUUGGCCAAACAGUCAAACGGUGCCUUUAUUGAUUGGACCUGUAUUACUCAGUGGACCAUUUCAAAUUUGAGAGUUUUGGACUGCCUUCUCACAUUUGAAAAAAAAAAAAUUAAGUUCGUUCUUCCAGCCUGCCUUUUUAAGUGCUGGUUGUGUGAUGGCUAAUAGUGUUGCCUCUAUUGCCUUUUAUGAAUGGCUCCCCUUGCCAGUGGCUAAUGCUUAAAUGGACCACAUUUGCUCUCUUAUUUUAGGAGGUUUUUUUUUUACUC